AUAUAUCGGCGAUAAUUACAGAACUGCAGCAUAAACAACAACACACUAUUGUGAUUAAAGUACAGUACUAGAAUUAAGUUGUAAAAAAAUGAUUAAGAAGUGCUUUGUGUUACUUGCAUUGGUAGUAGCAAUUGGUAUUGCAACAUACGCACCGCCAGCCAAGUACCUCGAUCAUUACGCUGCCAAUACAACCAAUAAAUCUCACCACUUAAUAGCUGGUAGCAGACUACCUGGCGAUCUUCUCUACUACCAGGCGUACAUCGUUAAGUCUUCCUCGUGGCUUCAAGUUGUUUCCGUUGAAAAAACCUUCAAUGUAAGCAAGAACCUCAGGAUAACUCAGCUCCAAGCGUUGGACCAGAAAACUAAUGGAAAUGGAGCUUAUGCUAAAAUAGUUAGAGGCGGGCCAGGAACCAACAAUGUCACCAUUAAAUUCAAGAGCCAAAGGAGUCAUGGUAUUAAUUUCCUGGUACUUCUUUAUGCUAGAUAAAUAAAUUUUAUUUUAUUGUUUAUAAA
Molecule: messenger RNA, 513 nt
Organism: Cotesia glomerata
Lineage: Eukaryota; Metazoa; Arthropoda; Insecta; Hymenoptera; Braconidae
Product: probable salivary secreted peptide
Exons: 1
Coding region: 89-487 (132 amino acids)
Source: RefSeq, a predicted model, not a curated record